Leptosia nina is the source of this 696-nucleotide messenger RNA. NCBI's taxonomy places the organism in Eukaryota, Metazoa, Arthropoda, Insecta, Lepidoptera, Pieridae. The record is from the annotation of a GenBank genome assembly.
AUGAAGAUAAACGAGAAAAAUUUGUACGCAUUUGCGUCCUCUGCUACUCCCGUGGAUCGCGAAGGAUGGCUCGAUUUACGAGGAGAAGUGGGCAAGAGUUACCAGCGAAGGUGGUUCACCCUUAAGGGAAAUCUUUUAUUCUAUUUCGACAAGAAAGGAGACAAAGAACCAGUUGGUGUUAUUAUUCUAGAAGGAUGUACUAUUGAGCUGACAGAAGAAGAGUCAUACAGUUUUAAGAUAGUGUUUCAUUGUGAAGGUGGACGUACAUAUUUCCUUUGCACAAAUUCACAGGCCUCUAUGGAGGCAUGGAUGAAGGCUCUUGCCUGUGCUAGCUACGACUAUAUGAAACUGAUGGUUGCUGAAUUACAGAGACAAUUAGAUGAAGCGCAGGCUGAAGAAGCUGCAGAAGCUACUGCUUUGGUCACCAUUACUCCUCCAGAUGAAGAAUUAGAGCCUAAAGUGCCCCCUCGUGGCCAAAGACACAACCCCUUCAAUAAAAUGGGAGAUGGGGAAAGUAAAACUGUUCCAGGCAGCAGACAUUAUAAAGAAAGUGUAAAAGCUGAGAUUGCCCGAAAGAAAGUUCCAUUCCGAGACAUACACACUGUGUUCGGACGACGCGUGUUAGCAGAUCGUAGCGAGUGGCGCGCGCGCAUCCGAAACAAGGAUGAGAGUACUCCGCCCCUCAUACAACUAUAA